This is a messenger RNA of Cicer arietinum (chickpea), 2968 nucleotides long. Its product is annotated as B3 domain-containing transcription repressor VAL1-like. The record is from RefSeq and is a predicted model, not a curated record. Lineage: Eukaryota; Viridiplantae; Streptophyta; Magnoliopsida; Fabales; Fabaceae. Gene Ontology annotation, molecular function: DNA binding.
UUGUGCAUGCAUUUUGCGCUAUCUUUAUCUCUCUAUGCGUGUAUUGUGUUUUGUGUUAUAUGCAUUUUUGCAUGCACUUUCUCUCUCUAUAAAACCUUCUCUCAGUAAUUACGGUUACCAUGUUGCAUUCAUAUUCACCUUUUCCUCUUUUCUCUUCUUCUUCUUCUUCUUCUUCUUCACCUCAAUGUUCAUUAUAGUAUUGAAACUUGAAAUCAAUUAUUAUUAAUUGACGUCACUUUCUCUCUCUAUGUUUGUGCAUGGUUGAAGCAGCAACACAUAGAAAAACACUCAAAUUCGUUCUUGUUUUUUUUCAAGGGUUUUGACUUUGAAGUGAGAAAGAGGGGUUGAUUUAAUUUGGAUUCUGUUUAAUGGGGAUUGAAAUUUGCAUGAAUAGUUUGUGUAAAGAUGGUUCUGCUAGUGAAUGGAAGAAAGGGUGGCUUUUGAUUUCUGGUGGAUUUGCUAGACUCUGCAACAAAUGCGGACUUGCCUAUGAGAAUUCAGCUUUCUGUGAUAAAUUCCACCGUCACGAAGCCGGUUGGAGGGAAUGCAGCAAUUGCAACAAGCCUAUCCAUUGUGGAUGUAUAGUAUCAAGGUCUUUGUUUGAGUACCUUGAUUUUGGUGGUAUAGGUUGUGUUACAUGUGUUAAGGCCUCCCAGCUUUGUCCGGAUACUGAAAAUCCUAAUAGGUCUGUUCAAUCAACCAAAAAUAAUGCAAGUGGUUGGUAUGCUGAACAUAUUGAUGGUAGACUACCGAUGGAACGUGCUGGCAAAGGAAACCUUAUGCAAUUGUGUAGAAUUGUUGAAGCUGGUGAAUCAAGCUCUUGGCCACAAGCUCAAAGAAAUGGCAAGGUUUCAUGUAUUGGUUCCAGCAGCCAAGAAGUUAAGUGUCGAUUCAGCGAAGAGGAUACAGGAUUUUUAAAUGUGAUGAAACAUUCUAGUCAUUCUUCGAAAUUUACUUUGACAGAAAAUGAUAGACCGACAUGGGAGUCUAAAAGUAUACAUGAACCACUUUCCCUGAAUAUUUCUCUGGGAUCCUCGUCGAGAAAUUUUGUGCCUUCUGCCACGGAGAUUGUAGAAGGUAGACUUGAGGGUAAAGCAUCUUCUCCCUUUCAACAAGGGAAAAAAUCUCACCCUAUGUUGCCCAAACAAACGAAGACUGGAGUUACCAUGAAUCUUGAAACAAAUAAAGGCAUGACUUCUCAUGAACGAAUUGCGCGGCCACCUCCUGAUGGGAAAGGAAAAAACCAGUUACUUUCUCGAUACUGGCCGAGGAUCACUGAUCAAGAGCUGGAGCAAUUGUCCGGGGAUUUGAAGUCUACUGUAGUGCCCUUAUUUGAGAAGGUGUUAAGUCCAAGUGAUGCUGGUCGAAUUGGUCGUCUUGUCCUCCCAAAAGCCUGUGCUGAGGCUUUUCUCCCUCAUAUUUCGCAAUCAGAAGGUGUUCCUCUAGAGUUCCUAGAUUCGAAGGGGGACGAGUGGACUUUUCAGUUCAGAUUUUGGCCUAAUAACAACAGUAGGAUGUAUGUAUUGGAGGGUGUGACCCCUUGCAUACAGUCCUUGCAAUUAAAUGCUGGUGAUACUGUGAUAUUUAGUCGGAUAGAUCCUGGGGAAAAAUUUGUAUUGGGUUUUAGAAAGGCAUCAAAUUCAAUUGAUACACAGGAUGCCUCUACAUCUGCUCAUUCCAAUGGCAUUUCAACAAAGAAUACAAAUUUUUCUGGUGCAACUAAGAAUCUGCUCUCAGUAUGUAGUUAUCGUGAUCUUCUUCAAUCAAGGAAAGGUAACGGGGAACCUUACUUAAAUGGACAUUUAGAACAUCUGCGUUUGGGUACUGGAACUUCUGAUUGGCUUCAAACCGCACGUUGUGAAGAGGGGACAAACAAGGAUCCAUUGCAGCCACCGGGUUCAGUUUCAGAAAAGAAGAGGACUCACAAUAUUGGGCCAAAAACUAAGAGGUUGCUCAUUCCUAGUGAAGAUGCUAAGGAGUUGAGACUUACAUGGGAAGAAGCACAAGACUUGCUUUGUCCGCCGCCUAGUGUCAAGCCAAACAUCGUAACAAUCGAAGACCAAGUAUUUGAAGAAUAUGAUGAGCCCCCAGUUUUUGGAAAGAUAACUAUAACAAAUGCCGGUCCAUCUGGGUCUUCGGAUUCUGCAUCAGAGCAGCUAGAAAAUCUUCUGAGAACCAGAAAAGAUUCUAAAAAGCGAAAAAUUGUAGAAAAGGGUAAAACAAUUCAAGAACACAAGCCUUCAGGCCUUGAAGCUCUUGCCAAUGCAGCAGUUUUAGGAGAUAAUCUUGCUGAUCCGGACGAGUCAUCCUCGGCUGAAGUCACCACCAAACAUCCUAGGCAUCGUCCGGGAUGCACUUGUAUCGUUUGCAUUCAACCAGCAAGUGGACAAGGAAGACAUCCACCAACUUGCACUUGCCUUGCUUGUGAGACUGUGAAGCGUCGGUUCAAGACUCUUAUGAUGCGUAGAAAAAAGCAACAAUCAGAACCUGAAGCAGUUGAUGAUCAAAUUGAUCACAUGGAGGAGGCUGAUACCAAUGGUGAUGCGUCAAGAGAAGAUGCAAGUCACUCGCCGGACGAGGUAAGUGUGAAUGGAGGUCAGCUUGAGGCUUCUGAGCCAAGUGGCGCAGGACAAAUAGAUUUGAAUUGUCAUCCCAAUCAUGAAGAUAUGGAAAUGGAUACAUAUAACAGGACUGAGCAUGAGUCAUGACUAAUCAAUAUUGAAACAACUGCAACGGAAUAUAUGAUUAUGGUCUUAAACUUAAUUCUCAACUGCAUUUUAAAUUAAUUUCAUUUUUUACUUUUUUUUCUUCUCAUUUUGGAGCCAGGAAAGAAGAAAUUAGGUAGUGUGAUACCAAUUUUAUAUUUCUCCUUAAUUGCACAGUAUAGUUUGCUUUCCUUUUUCAAAAGGGGUGGUAAAGAUAGCUCUUUUUCUUAUAGUUAAAAGUGAUUUUAGUUCUAGUUUGUCUC